Molecule: messenger RNA, 1842 nt
Organism: Papaver somniferum (opium poppy)
Lineage: Eukaryota; Viridiplantae; Streptophyta; Magnoliopsida; Ranunculales; Papaveraceae
Exons: 3
Coding region: 1-1842 (613 amino acids)
Molecular function (GO): nucleic acid binding; RNA-DNA hybrid ribonuclease activity
Source: RefSeq, a predicted model, not a curated record
AUGACAACAAGAAUUGGUAAUCUAAUGCAUAAAUUGGUCUUUUCUCAGCAAGUGGCUUAUGUUAAGGGUAGAUGUAUUCAAGACCAGAUAAUGUUAGCUUCAGAAUUAUUGAAUGAAAUGUCAAGGAAAAGAAGAUGUGUCAAUGUAUCUCUUAAGCUUUACAUUUCUCAAGCUUAUGAUUCAGUUAGUUGGGAGUUUCUAUUUUUGGUUUUGCAGAAAUUUGGCUUCUCAAAAAAAUGGUGUGAGUGGCUGCAUAUUUUAUUUCAGUCAGCUAGAAUAUCAGUAAUGGUGAAUGGUGGGCCUUGUGGUUUCUUCUCUGUUGGUAGAGGAUUGAGGCAGGGUGAUCCUUUAUCUCCAAUCCUUUUUGUGUUAAUGGAGGAAGCUUUAAGUAGAAGACUUACUCAACUGGUUAAUGAAGGUUCAAUUUUUCCAAUGGUGGAAAGGAAAGGUAUUCAUCCAACUCAUUUAUUCUUUGCAGAUGAUGUCUUCAUCUUUAUUAAUGGAGCUAAAAAGAGUAUUUUGAAUCUAAUGCAACUUCUUGAAGAUUAUCAAAAAUGUUCUGGUCAAAUUAUAAACAAGACCAAAAGUAAGAUGUUCAUUGAUGGUACUUCUGAGUUGAGGAAAAUGCAGAUUAAAGAGAUGAUUCAAAUGGAAAGAAGUGAAUUCCCUGACAAGUAUUUGGGUGUAGUGCUUAUUCAAGGAAGAGUGAAAACCUCCACAUUAUGGCCAAUGGUAGAAAUGAUGCAAAAGAAACUUGCUGCUUGGAAGGUAUGGUUUGAUAUGUGGAUUGGGGAUAGAUCACUCAUUGACAUAUUUGGAUACACUGAUUACAUUGCUGAAAAUAUUAACUUGAAGGUUUCAAAUAUAAUGAUAGAUGGUAAUUGGUCCUUUGAUACUGAACUUCAAAUGAUGUUACACAAUCUUAGACCACCAGAAGUUGCAGGAGGAGAAAACAUUCAAGUUUGGACUGGUGAUUUGAAAGGUGAAUUCUCAGUUUCAGUAGCCGUGAAUAAUCUAAGGCACAAAGAACAGCCAGUGAACUGCUCUGAAAUAUGGGGGUGGAUUUGUGCUAUAUUCCAAUUUCAAAUACCAAAUUCCUUUGAUGAUGUGUGGGAGAGAGAAACUAAUGUUAGCCCUUUGGUUAAACAAGUAUGGAUAUGUGCAGCUUGUAUCAUUCUUAAGGAGUUAUGGUUUCAAAAGAACAAAAUAUUUUUUGAAGACAUAAAUCCUAAUAUGCAGAGAUUCAAGUGCAGAGUUUUAAAGCUGGUUCAUGAAAGUGGAUUGAGAAUCAAAGGAACUAAAUGGUGUCAAAAUUAUGAUCAACAGAUCAUUACUGCUUUUGAUCUAGGAAUUAGGGAUUCCAUGUUUCAGAGCAUCAAAAAAUGUUGUUGGAUUCCUCCUGAGCUAGGUGUUGUUAUGUUUUGCUGUGACGGCUCAUUCUUUGGUAAUCCAGGCUCUGCAGGUUUUGGUGUUGUUGCUAGAGACUCUAAUUGUCAUGUAAUUGGUACUCUCACUGGUGGUAUAAGAGUAGCUACCAACUACUUUACAGAAACUUAUGGUGUCAUGAAUGCUUUGGAGUUGGCAGUUGAAAGGAAAUUGCAGGAUAUCAUUAUUGUUUCAGAUUCAAAAACAGUUCUUGCAGAAUUUGCUCAGGGGAAGGUUCAUUGGUUUCUGAAAGGGAGAUGGAAAAUAACACAAGGAAAGGUGUCAAGAAUAAGAUAUCAUCACUGCUACAGAGAAGUAAAUUUAUUAGCUGAUGGCAUUGACAAAAAAAUGUGCUUCUUUGGCAGCAGGGGUAAGAUUAUUACACAUUGGAAGACCUCCUUAUCUACCAAGGAUUGA